AUGGAGGUAGUUCGUAAAAAUUUUAAGGAAACAUUACCCUUAAUAAAGGAGUCUAUAGAUAAAGCUGACUUUUUGGCGAUAGAUACGGAGUUUACAGGGCUUAUAAAUGGUCGAGAUGUAACCAUUUUCGAUUCACCGGAGGAUUAUUACCUUCGGUUGAUGAAUGGCUCCAGUGAAUUUCUUCUGAUACAAUUCGGUAUGAGUUGCUUUUAUUGGGAUGAGAAGAGGAACCACUAUCUGAAUGAUACGUACAAUUUCUAUCUGUACCCGCGAGGCCGGCCAGGGCCCGAUAGAUUGUUCCUCUGCCAGAGCUCCAGCUUAGAUUUCCUGGCAUCAAAUGGUUUUGACUUCAAUAAACUUAUAAAAGAAGGUAUUUCAUACAUGACAACUUCGACUGAGACUAAGCUAAGAGAAAACCUGGCUGAAAGGCAGCUCUCAUAUUCCAAAGAAAAGGACGCAGUAAGAAUACCAGAUGAAAACAGACAACAAAUUGAGGAUAUAUGUAAUAAGGUAAAGAAUUUCAUUGAGAAAUCAACGGACGCUGAAAUGGAGAUAAAUAGAUGCAACUCGUUUAUAAGGAUGCUGCUCUUCCAGGAGUUAAAACUUAGGUUUAAAGAUGAAGUUAUUGUUGACACGAAGGUCUUGGAGAAUAAAAAUAGGAUACUAAAAGUGAUACGUAAAACGGCGGAUAUGGAUGACCAAGACACUUUACGAAAAAAGAAAGAAUGGGAUGAGCUAGAGGAAGCUAUUGGCUUCUCGAGAGUUGCACAGAUGAUCAGUCAGUCGGAAAAGCUGGUAGUGGGUCACAAUAUGUUGCUGGACCUGCUCCACACGCUGGGCCACUUCUUCCAGCAGCUGCCGUCUGACUACCCGGCCUUCAAAGAGUUCACACACUGCAUGUUCCCAAAGCUACUAGACACGAAGUACAUGUCAAGUUUACCGCCAUUCAAAGACAAGCUAGGAUCCAGUGUACUUACAGAGUUACUGUCCACGCUUGGCGAACCACCAUUCUCUCUGCCUAAAAUUGGGUCUCGCCAAGGCCGAGGCUACUCCCACCUGGACGACAAGGAGCACGAGGCCGGGUACGACGCGUACAUCACAGGACUGUGCUUCCUCGCCAUGCACGGACAUCUGGCGCGCAUGCGCGGCGAGGACUCGGACCGAGUGCAACCCCAGUCCGUCGCACUCAAACCUUUCCUCAACAAACUCUUCCUGGCAAAGACUGCCAGGCAGGACAGUCCGUAUAUCAACUUAGACGGGGCUGACCCGACACCACCAAGGGACCACGUGUUCCACCUCGUCUUCCCCAAGGAGUGGCAGAGGAGUGAUCUCUCACAACUGUUCAGUCCUUUCGGGGCAGUCACAGUCUACUUCUUAGACGAAUGCUCAGCUUUCGUCGGCUUGGAUCAGCGCGACCAGGCACCUGACGUUAUGCGAGUCCUCUCCAAGAACAACCGCGUCACUCUCACUCCCUACCACAAGUACAAGACCGGAGGCAGCGGGGCAGACAAUGAGAUGGCGUUACGGAGCGAGCGGAAAUCGGAUACGUAUAAAUUAAUAAACAAGGCUGACGUGAAAUCUCGGCAAGGGUUGAGCAAGAGCAACCUUGCCGGUCAGAGGACGUCGCUCCAGGUACCGCAGUUGCCCCGAUCGCCCAAGUCUCCGAUGUCACCACAACCGACACAGCAGCGGCACAAAGUCAACCGGAGACGUUCGAACAGCGCUUCGUUGACAACGCAACCCGUUUCCACGAGAAAAAGGACUUCUUCUGGCGUUUUCCACGUUGACGGUUCGGAACCGGUGGCCAAGAAGUCCAUCUCUCCGCCUCUACCCGACAAGACUACAAACGGCCGCGACAAGACUGAUACCGGAGAUACUGGGAAACAAGACGAUGAUGCUGUUAAGAAAAAAGAUAGUUCGGAUAAGAAAAAAGCUGGUUCAGAAAAGAAAAAAGAUAAAGCGGAAAAGAAAAAGGAUAAUGUAGAGAAAAAAGAUAAAAUAGUUGAAAAGUUCGACAGCAAAGCUAUGUCGGAUUGUGUGACUGCUUUCAAGGAAAGCGACAGUUGGGACUGA
This is a messenger RNA of Spodoptera littoralis (African cotton leafworm), 2073 nucleotides long. The record is from the annotation of a GenBank genome assembly. Lineage: Eukaryota; Metazoa; Arthropoda; Insecta; Lepidoptera; Noctuidae.